This is a messenger RNA of Diabrotica balteata, 4725 nucleotides long. Lineage: Eukaryota; Metazoa; Arthropoda; Insecta; Coleoptera; Chrysomelidae. The record is from the annotation of a GenBank genome assembly.
AGAUUAACACAGUGGCAGUAGUGACAGAUUGCAUUAAUAUAUUUACCACUAAAUAUUAAUUGUUUUUAAUUAAGUAUUUCCUGUGGAUGUAGCUACAUAAAGUUUAAAACAAAGCGUUCAUUAGUGCCCAGACUACAAUGGCAGCUAUAAAUACUCGUUUUUCUCUUUUACCUUGAUGUAUCUCCGGCAACCGCCGUGACGCAAGGCUCUCCAAUAAGGUGCGUGUCGAGAAGAAAUAACAUGGAGAGCCCCCAGAAGUCUCCUCAAAAUAGUCCAGCUACGGGUGAACGGGCCACCGUUAAGGUACACUUACCAAACGGUGGCUUCAAUGUCGUCAGAUACGGCGAUUCGGUGGAAAUUAAAGCUAUCAUUCAGACGGUUACCGAGAGAUUAUCCACAGGGGAGAGAUAUUACAAUGGACUUUAUGCUAUGAGAUUAUCCAGGUCGAAUACAGAAAUGUACUGGUUACAUCAGGACAUUACAAUGCAGCAGGUUUAUGAAAAGUAUCUUAAAAAACAUCCAAACGCAGAUUGGAGGUAUGAGUUAAGAAUCAGAUAUUUACCGGUCACUCUAAAAGAACUUUUCGAUAAAGACAAUGUGACAUUUCAUUAUUAUUACGAUCAGAUAAGAACUGAUUACCAUACCGAGUUCCAUAAAAAGAUCGAUCAGGACACAGCCAUUCAACUCUGCUGUCUAGAAAUACGAAAGUAUUUUAAAGAACUGCCUCCGAACGGUUUGGACAAAAAGUCCAAUUUCGAAUACUUAGAAAGAGAAAUCGGCAUGCAAAAGUUCAUUCCCAACAGCAUCCUCGAACAGCUAAAACCUAAAUCCCUGCGGAAAAACAUUCAGAUGCAGUUUAAGAAAAUCGCUCAUCUUUCCGAAGCGGAUGCGAUGUUCAAAUAUUUGGAAAUCUUGAAGUACCACACCAAUUUCGAUCAGGAGCGGUUCAGGGUCGAUUUCGGAGGCAGUUUCACGGUGCCCGUGGAAUUGGUCAUCGGUCCGGAUAUCGGUAUUUCUCACACCAACGUGCAAGCCUCCACCACCAAGAACAUCGCCGAUUUCAAGCAAAUUCAAGCCAUUCAAACUUUGGUUAGUGAUUGUGAAGAACACCCUAAGGCGACUUUGCAACUUAAGGUCGGCGGUACUUUGGAGGUGCUGUUUUUUACCUGUGCUAAUAUUGAUAUCGCAGAGAGUUUGGCUGAUCUGAUAGAUGGCUAUUGUAGGAUUCAUCAUAACUCCCAGAUAUCCGUUUGGAAUAAUAAAGACUCGAAAGAUGCUGCGCCGGUUAAACCACAUCUUACUAACAAAGACUAUUCCAAUUCUACGGGAACUAUAUUAUCGGAAGACUAUGCUGAAAUCGUUGAAGAGGGGGAUUAUUCAAUUCCUGUAGUAAAAAAUUAUGAAUUGAAUAGACACCAAAUCGAAUUGCAAGAGAUAUUAGGAGAAGGUCAGUUCGGAGACGUCCAUAAAGGUUGUUUUAAGACGACGGAAGGAAUGCUCAUUCCGGUUGCUGUCAAAACGUGUAAAGGCGACGCCGAUCUAGCUACCACGGAAAAAUUCUUGGAAGAAGCAUACAUUAUGCAAAAAUUCGACCACCAGCACAUAAUAAAACUGAUAGGUGUCUGUUCCGAAUCUCCCGUUUGGAUAGUAAUGGAGCUGGCCAGAUUAGGCGAGCUGCGGUCCUAUCUGCAAAAGAACAAGAACCGAUUGGACCUUUCCACUCUCCUCUUGUAUGCAUUCCAGCUGUCGACGGCUUUAAGUUACUUAGAAUCUAAGAAAUAUGUACAUAGAGAUAUUGCUGCCAGAAACGUGCUCGUCAGUACUGAUAGAUGUGUCAAAUUGGCCGAUUUCGGGCUGUCCAGGUGGAUGGGAGACGACCAAAGUUACUAUAAGGCAUCUAAGGGAAAAUUGCCCAUUAAAUGGAUGAGUCCCGAAAGUAUUAAUUUUAGAAGGUUUACCACUGCUAGUGACGUAUGGAUGUUUGGUGUGUGUAUAUGGGAAAUUUUAAUGUUGGGCGUAAAACCAUUCCAAGGGGUCAAAAAUAACGACGUCAUCGGAAAAAUAGAAAACGGAGAACGGCUGCCGUUACCUCCGAAUUGUCCUCCUCGUCUCUAUUCACUAAUGUCGCAAUGUUGGUCAUACGAACCUAGUAAACGACCGACGUUCAAAGAUAUUAAAGAAAUUCUCCAGGAGAUUCUUCUGGAAGAAAGGAGCGCACAACAAGAUACGAUAAGGAGGGAGAACAGAAAAAUGGCAACUAUGUCUUGGGGACCUAGCGACGAUUUUAUCGCUCCUGUCAAACCUGAUAGAUAUCCCAUGAGAGGUGGCGAUCCUCCGUCGUUACAAGAGCAUCCAAGUGGUACGCAGACGUACAUAAUCGCCCAGAAUCCAGAAGUGCUGGCCCAUCUAAUGAAAGAAAACGAAAACAGAGGGUACAAUCCAGCUGUUUACAACACUCCUGCCUCGGUAUUUAACACAGUAGCUGUAAACUUCCAAAAAGCGGAAGAUACUAUUGAGCCAGUCCUUAUAACCGAACCAAUUCCUAUGCAUAACCUCCAAAAACUCGAUCCAGAGGUCCAUGACAACGUUCCGAUCGAGAAGAAAACGAGCACGUUGGAAAGAACGUCUUCUCGUUCGAGUACGGGUAGCUCUACGCCGAAAAUGGGCUCAUUAGAACGGAAGUCUUUGGAGAGCUCUGGAUCUUCCAAGUUUAGCAGCUCUAUAGAGUUUAAUAGCACUCCGUUCAGUACUCCAGGCGUGUUCACUCCGAAAUUAGGAUCGCUAGAACGAAAAUCUCACAAUACGUCACCGAAAAUGGGCUCUCUAGAACGUCAACAGAAGUUUUCGUUGAAAAUGGACUCUCUGGAACGUAACGUCCACAUGUCCCCCCAAGCCCAACCCGCUCCCGGAGGUUAUGACGUCGAUCACAUCCCCAUUUACCACCCUCAUCCCGUCAUUUACCAAUUUAGCGAUAAAUCCAAAGACCCCCAACAUUUUAAGGAGAGCAUAUAUGAUUUCGGAGGGGCGAAUGUAAAAAGUUGUGCGCACAAACAGCAGUUUUUAGUGCAAAACUCGGCGCCCCAGCUUAUAUCUUCCAUAUACGGCGACCAGCUGUUGCUCGAGAGUGGUAGAGACCAAACGUUCAACGUUGUUUUGAGGCAAAAACUAAACCAGCAGCAAAUGGAAUCUGAGGAAGAUUCGAAGUGGUUGGCAGAAUCUGAAACGAAUCUGAAACGACUAAGUCUGAAUCAGGAAUCUGAGCCUACCGAAAGUACUUUAACCUCCCCACCAACUAGUCCGAGUUACGUAAGUUUCAGUACUUAUCAGCCGUUGUCGAAGACGUCGUCGAAACUCGAAAAUUAUACCGCCAAAGAAAACGAACUGCAUAGUAGUACAUGUUCGGUGAACAGCAGUAAAAGCCAUUCCCCCGUCGAGUCUGCGUUGAAUACGUUAAAAAGUAAUCAAAGUGAUGACCACAAAGAAGAUUCGUGUAGAAGUACAGGAUCGGGUGUUAUAGAGUGUGAAAAUAGGGAUACUACACAAAAUACUGCGCACUAUCUUGAUAGAACUAACGACCGUGUGUACGAAUGUACGACGGACGUCGUGCGCGCAGUGAUGUCUCUUUCUCAAAAUGUCCAAAAAGCUGUAGCUGACCAGUAUCUCGAUUUGGUCAAGAAGGUAGGCGUGGAACUUAGGGCUCUUCUAGCUAGUGUCGAUGAUAUCGUCCCUUUAUUUCCAUCGACAGCUCAUCGAGAAGUCGAAAUGGCCCAUAAGGUUUUAUCUAAAGAUAUGUCUGAGUUGGUGAAUGCUAUGAAGUUAGCACAACAGUAUAGUAAUACCACUUUGGAUGUGGAGUAUAGAAAAGGAAUGUUAGGAGCAGCUCACGUACUAGCAAUGGAUUCCAAGAAUCUCUUAGACGUGGUAGAUUCAAUAAGAGCACGCCAUCCUCAUAUAAUCCAACACCUAAAUAAGUCAUUUAACUCGAUGCCUGAAUGCGAACAAAACCAACAAAUUCAGACGAAAGAACAAACUGCGGCCGAGAUCAUACCACAGUACCCUUCAUCCAUGUCUCCGACGCCAGUAUCGUGCACUUUUGUGCAAGUACCACUCUAUACUGCUAAUAUACAAUCGGCUUCCUCUUCUAGUUUGAACACCAACGUACUAGAUAGUUAAUUGAAAUGUAUGUUUUCGUUUGGUGGACAGUGUCACAUUGACAGAUUUGUUUCUAAUAAAAACAUUGAAUUAGGUACUGCUUAAGUCGAAUGUUUAUACAGGGUGACGAACAGUACUAGUCUUGGAAUAUUGUGUGGAUGUAUCAGAAGAUAUAGAUUUCUGAUUUUCACAAAAGUUGUAUAUGAAUUUUUAAAAGAAAAAAUAUUUUGAAUGACUGUUUUAUUUCCGAAAAAGCUUCAACGUAUUGCAAAAAAUAUAUAUUCUAAUAUUUUGAAAAACGUUUUUAAUCUGACAGUUCGAAAUUUAACAGUGUCUUCAUAAGAUAUUUGUAAAAUAUUACUAUAAAUUGUGUAGAUAAAACUUGUGCCAAAAUCAGUGAACUAGUUUGCUUUUUUAUUCACACGAUCUUCUGAAAUCAAUACUUUACGUCACGCUGUACAUAUUCUAUUUUAUUUUAUUACACAUAUAUAAAAUGUGAUACUUUCCGAUGUUAUAAAUAAUUGUGUUAUAUAUUAUGUGAAAAAAGAAGGUAUUAAAAAGAUUUAGAAAUUU